CUUCUUGAAGUAAAACUGAUCCUGAGGACACUUCACCUGACGGGUUUCCUCCAAGAAAGACACAGAAUUUCGCCAAUUUGUUCUGAGCGCGUUAGAAUAGUUGAUCGAAGCGCCCGUGUUGAGUUACCCAUUUCCUUUUUAGAAAUUCUCCAUUUCUUUUGUCUCCUAUCUCCUGUCUCUUCGACAUUUCCAACCAUAGCGACCUUAACAACGACCGUUUCCAUUGCAUAUCGCAUCUAGUUUACAUAAAGCUCAUCUCUUUUUCAAUCUCUUUCUUUCUUUGAAUCCCUUAUUUUGUACCACAUCCUAUCGAAUUCUUGUGAUGGCGGAAGUCUUCCCUUCCGAGGAAAAGACGGAGCCGUUCACUCCAGAGGAACUCGAACAGAGACUCCACAGCAGUAUCCAAGUCGACGAGGUCGGCGAUGCACACCAUGACACCGUUCCGUUGGACGACCUAGUUAUCGAGGAAGACCACCAUAAGCAGGGCAUACGAAUUCUGGUGCGACCGCUGACGCGAAACCGUUCAGUAAGCCCCGGAAAUGAGAAUGUCCAGUGGCUAGCGUUGCGCGCCGAGGUGGCCGACCCUUCGCAGCCUAGAUCCAGAGUGCUUGCGGUGACUCAGACCUCCAAAGAUAUCAACUUCUCUAUUAGGAUUCCACAAGGCGAAGAAGAACGUAGGCCGCCGAUAUGGUGCGAGUUGUACUAUGAUCCGGCCAGCGACAGCCUAAUAUUGUGGAAUAAGUCUGACGUACCCAUCGUCCUCGCCAGGGUCUCCCAACAAGGUCCCGUCCCCGGAUCCAACUUUGAUCAAGAUAUAGUGCCGGGAACUACCAAGGAUCUCUCUCCAGGCACUUGGCGAAUUAGCGUUCACGCCAUCCCAAUCCUCGACUUAAGGAUACUAGAAAAGCGUCCCGCUACGCUAUUGAUCCCUCGUGAUAGCUUCGACUCAUCUACAACCGCCACUCCGGACUCUCGGAACCCAUUCAGGAAACGAUCCUUCCCCUCUGAUGCUGGUGAGGGUGUGCCGGAGAGUCCCGUCGCGGAGAAGAAAGCUCGUAAAGAUGGCCAAGAGAAAGACGGCGUAAUUGUAUUCAUGGGCCCGAAGGACGAGGAGCUCAUAUUUCCUUACCCCAACGCCUCUAAGACAAAGCAGGUCGCUAUCCCCAACGGCCAUGCGCUCCUAGAGGUCCAGAAGGACGAGACAGCCGCUAUACCUGGCGGGUCCGAGUUUGAUCAGUACCGACUAACGAAGCGGGAGCAGAUCGCCAAGACGGCCGCAUCGUCAGUCUUUACAGCGGAGCAUUCUGGCGUACCGGACGGCGUCAUAACGGUCAAAGUACUCAAGACUCGCGGUCCUACUUCUGAUGCACGGCCACAGGAUACCCACCGCAAUGUAAUCCGCCAAGCGGAUAUAUGGUUACGCGAGUACCAAAGCCAAGAAGACUUGCAGCAUGAGUCGAUCGUGCGACUAUACGGCGGCGAUGCGCGCUACCUAUCACUAUACAUGGAGCAUGUGGACGGUAAGGACCUAGCGGCUCGUGGUGUGUGGCGUGAAGCUGCUACGGAUCUAUUCGUUGGCGAUCGGCGAGAUGCCGUACGCAUCCUUCGCGACAUCGUUAGUGCCUUGCAUUACGUCCACCAGAAGCGCAAAUCCCACAACGAUAUUAAGCCCGCGAAUAUCCUAUAUUCGCGCGACCGCGGCGCCGUACUAUGCGACUUCGGACUAUCAACCCGAAUCACCGACCCGGCUACUAACGGUGGUACUCCCUACUACGUGCCGCCCGAGUUCAUAGGACACAAGUUGCGCGGGCCCGCCUCCGACGUAUGGGCGCUCGGCGUCACGAUGCUGUACGUCUUACGCAAGAUCCCGUUCCCGGAUGCCCGCGGCCGCCAGGGCCACCCCAAACAGCUGUACUGGAUGAUCGCGGACCUAAACCGAAAGGCGCCUCCCCAUCACGGGAACCACGGCAAAGCUGUAUCUGCAGUCACACAAAUGCAGCAGUGGCUCAGCGAGGUCAACGAGGCCAAGGGGCGCCUCAAUCCGCGCGAUCGCAUCGAGAACCUAGUGUUGCAGAUGCUGACUCCUAACCAUAUCCACCGUAUCACCAUGGCCAAAGUCUCCGAGCUGUUGAAAGAGAAUGCCACCGCAAGAAAGUAAGCGGAUGGACAUGUGCAAGGUCGAUGACGAACGGACGAGUCGAAUCGAAUCGAUCUAGAUUGUCUGUCAUAUCAGUGUCAACCACACCUGAUCUGAUGUUAUAUCUUACUUUAUAUUUUGCCUCACCUUAAGCCUCGUCGAUGGCACACGACAAAAUACCCAAUGUCGCCAACACAUGCCAAUCGAGCUCGACGCGGCAUACUCACUUUAAUCAAUUAGCUAUGAACAUAUAAGAGUUCCGGAGGGGAAUACCAACGUUACGAUCACGUUCCCACUCGAUGUCUUUUUCGACGCAGCGUAUUUAUUUACGAUUUAGAGGGGAGAUGCCGUAUUCGAUGGUUCGAAGCUG
This is a messenger RNA of Annulohypoxylon maeteangense, 2507 nucleotides long. RefSeq names its product kinase-like protein. NCBI's taxonomy places the organism in Eukaryota, Fungi, Ascomycota, Sordariomycetes, Xylariales, Hypoxylaceae. Bases 323 to 2158 code for a protein of 611 amino acids. Gene Ontology annotation, molecular function: protein serine/threonine kinase activity; ATP binding. Gene Ontology annotation, biological process: intracellular signal transduction; protein phosphorylation. The record is from RefSeq and is a predicted model, not a curated record. The transcript has a single exon. Gene Ontology annotation, cellular component: cytoplasm.